GUGCCCCCAUUUGUGCCCCUGCACGUCGUAAGUGAUUCCAAGUAUGUUGUGGACGGGCUGACUAGGCACCUAGUGGCCUGGGAGCGGAGGGGGUGGAUUGGCGUUGCCAACUCCGCCCUCCUGAUGGAGACCGUGGCGCUCCUCCGCACGCGCAGCGCCCCGACCACGUUCCGCUGGGUCAAGGGCCACGCGAGGCUGCAUGGCAACGAAGAAGCGGACCGCCUGGCGGGCGACGGCGCAAACCUGCCGCCUCCUGUGAGGCCGCUCUUCCUCCCAGCACCGGAUCGGUACGCUGUGCGGGGCGCGUCCCUCCUUUAUCUCACACAGCGGCUCGCUUACCGAGGUAUCCAGAUGUGGAAUAGCAAGCCGGUGAGGCGAGCGACGAUGAGUAACGUCCUUGCAGUGCAAUCGGCGGCUGAAAGCCUAACUGGUGAGUGUCCAAACGUGGCUGCGAUCUGGACACUCUUGCGAAGGGAUCCGAUAGCGAAGAAGGUCCGGGAUUUUCUAUGGAAAGUCCUCCACGGGGGCCAGCGCGUGGGUAAGUAUUGGAGUCACAUCCCGGGCUACGAGGACCGGGCCACCUGUGCCUGUUGCGGUGCCCUAGACACGAUGGAGCACAUCCUCUGCAAGUGUAGUGCAGUGGGCCAGCGUGUGGCGUGGGCGCUGACCCGUGGAGCUCUCAAACGGAAAGGAAUUGACCUCCCAGAUGUUACCCUGGGCAUCGCCCUUGGGGGGCAUGCCCUAGUGCUGACUGAUAGUGAAAGGAAGCCUCUGUGUGGCGCGACGCGUCUUGCACGACUUCUUAUCUCUGAAACGGCCCAUCUUAUUUGGGUGCUGCGCUGCGAGCGUGUCAUCGGUGAACGCCCGCCCCUGCAGAGGGGGGCGGAAGAGGACUAUGUCGAGAACCGAUGGAUGAAAGCUGUCGCGGGCCGCCUCGCGAUGGACUGUGCGCUCACCCGUGUCCGCCUCGCUACAGGCAGCGCCCUCAAGCCGGCUGUGGUUGAGGCCACCUGGACCGGCCUGCUACUAAAUGAAGGGGCCCUUGCCCCGGACUGG
Trametes versicolor FP-101664 SS1 is the source of this 1056-nucleotide messenger RNA. RefSeq lists its product as uncharacterized. Gene Ontology annotation, molecular function: RNA-DNA hybrid ribonuclease activity; nucleic acid binding. The transcript has a single exon. The annotation marks the transcript as partial. NCBI's taxonomy places the organism in Eukaryota, Fungi, Basidiomycota, Agaricomycetes, Polyporales, Polyporaceae. The record is from RefSeq and is a predicted model, not a curated record.